This is a messenger RNA of Aspergillus calidoustus, 3144 nucleotides long. The record is from the annotation of a GenBank genome assembly. Lineage: Eukaryota; Fungi; Ascomycota; Eurotiomycetes; Eurotiales; Aspergillaceae.
AUGGAAGAGCAGGUAGCAAACGCCAUAGAAAUCGCCGGGAACCCUACCUCCGACCCUACGCUCAAAGCCCAAGCCUUCGACUACCUCAACCAGCUCCGCUCCGAUCCCUCAGGCUGGCAAGUCUGCCUCGCCCUCUUCACCAAGGACCCGCCCCGGUCUCAUAUCGUCCGCCAUGUCUCGUUAGAGGUUGUCAACAGCGCCGCCCAGGUUGGUCUAAUUGACCUGCAGUCGCUGGGCUUCGUUCGGGACGGCCUGCUGGGAUACCUGCGGCAAGUGUAUGGCCGUGAGAAUACAACGCCCGACCCGCCCAAUAUCCAGAAUAAAAUCGCCCAGACCAUCACUUUCCUCUUCUCCGCGCUGUACGGGAAUGGUUGGGAGUCGUUCUUUGACGAUUUCCUUGCUCUCACGCACAAGUCAGCGUCCAGCACGACGAGGGACAACCCGCUGGGGAUUGUUUUCUACCUUCGUGUGAUCAACUCUAUCCAUGAUGAGAUUGGUGAUGUUCUGGUGUCGCGGUCCCGCACGGAGCAGGACCGGGCGAAUGCGCUGAAGGAUCUCAUCCGAGUCAGGGAUAUGCAGAAGAUCGCCAACUCGUGGCAGGAAAUCCUUUCGCAGUGGAUGGACGGGGAUGACCUUAUCGUGGAGAUGUCUCUCAAGGCGGUCGGAAGCUGGGUGAGCUGGAUUGAUAUCGGUUUGGUGGUGAACCAGACGAUGCUUGACUUGCUCUUCCAGCAGUUAGGCCGGGCGCAGAAGACGGAGCUGCGCGAGGGUGAGGAAAAGGUGCGGGAUGCGGCGGUUGACGUCUUUACGGAAAUCGUUGGUAAGAAGAUGAAGGCCGAGGACAAGAUUGACAUGAUUGCGUUUCUGAACCUUGAUAAUGUGGUCGCCCAGAUCUCGUCCAGCCCUCCUCUCUAUGCUAACCGCUUCACCUCGAAAUACGAUACGGACCUCGCGGAGACGGUCGCGAAGCUUGUCAAUACGACAGUCACGGAUAUUGUGCGGGCGUUGGAGAAUGAUGCGGUCCCGGCCCCGUGCAAGGAAAAGGCGAAUGGUCUGCUGCAGGUCUUCCUUCCGCAUAUCCUGCGGUAUUUCUCUGAUGAGUAUGACGAGGUUUGCUCCACCAUCAUCCCGAGCGUGAACGACCUGCUUUCAUACUUGCGAAAGGUCGCAAAGGUGAACCCCGCUCUCGCCUCUCAACACUCGUCUAUCCUCCUUCCGAUCCUCAAGGCGAUUAUCUCCAAGAUGCGCUACGACGAGACUGCCUCCUGGGGCGACGAUGAGGAUCAGACGGAUGAGGCUGAAUUCCAAGAGCUCCGCAAGCGAUUGGGAACCCUCCAGCAAAUCGUCGCAAGCAUUGAUGAACGGUUAUACAAGGAGGCUGUUUCGGAGGUCGUUGCCACAACCUUUGAGAACAUGCGACAGGCGGGGUCUCAAUUAGACUGGAGGGACCUCGACCUCGCUUUGCACGAGAUGUACUUGUUUGGAGAUACUGCGGUCAAGUCGGGCAGUUUGUAUACCAAGGGUCAGCCAAAUAACCCGAGCGCAGAACGGCUGAUUGAGAUGAUGCUGCGCAUGGUGGAGUCCGACAUCCGAUCCUUCACUCACCCAGCGACACAGUUGCAGUAUAUGGAGAUUUGCGUUCGCUACAGUUCCUUCUUCCAUCUUCACACUCACCUGAUUCCUGGUGUUCUGGAAAACUUCCUCCAACUCGCGCACCAUCCGAUGAAGAAGGUCAAGACUCGGGCUUGGUACUUGUUCCAGCGUCUAGUGAAGCAGCUCAGAGCACAGAUUAGCAAUGUUUCACAGACAGUAGUGGAGGCUUUAGGCGAUCUAUUGGUGAUCCAGGCUGAGCUUCCGUCUGAAGGCUCUGAUGGCGAUGAGAUGUCGUCUGAAGACCAUGAAGGGUCUGCGGACGCCGUGUUCAACAGUCAACUUUAUCUGUUUGAAGCUGUGGGUAUCUUUUGCUCGACUCCCGGAACCCCUGCGGACAAGCAGGUCCUCUACGCACAGUCCGUUCUGACGCCCGUCUUCGCGGACAUGGAGAGGAACCUUGGCCCGGCCAAGUCGGGCGAUGAGCGAGCGAUGCUCCAAAUACACCACGACAUCAUGGCCCUCGGUACCCUUGCAAGAGGCUUCUCUGACUGGAUGCCAGGAGCAACCUCUCCUACUGCACAGCUUCCCGCACCGGAAGUGUCUGAAGCAUUCAGCCAGGUGUCGGAAGCCACUCUCGUUGCGUUGGAAUCUCUCAAAGCAUCCUUCAACAUCCGAACGGCAUCUCGCUUUGCCUUCUCCCGACUCAUUGGCGUGCUUGGGUCGCGCAUCCUUCCCCAGCUCCCGAGGUGGAUCGACGGUCUGCUGACGCAAACGUCUUCGAGGGAUGAGAUGGCCCUCUUCCUGCGUCUGCUCGAUCAGGUCAUCUUCGGCUUCAAGGGUGAGAUAUACUCAAUCCUUGAUGCUCUCCUGACUCCGUUCUUGCAGCGGGUGUUCAGCGGAAUUGCCGACCCCCCUAGCGGAACGGAUGAUGAGAUUCAUCUGGCGGAGCUGAAGCGGGAGUACCUCACUCUCUUGUUGGCCGUACUGAACAACGAUCUUGGAGCUGUCAUCAUCAGCGAACGGAACCAACCCAUGUUCGACACUGUCAUUACAACGAUCGAGCACUUCUCCAAGGACGUCGAGGACUUCACGACGGCAAAGAUGGCGUUCUCCGUACUCGCCAGAAUGGCCAGCUCCUGGGGCGGACCAGACAUUGCACCUGCUGCCACGAACGGAGCCGCUGCAGGCCAGGUAGCGCUCCCAGGCUUUGGACAGUUCAUGAUCACGCGCUUCUCCCCGCUAUGCUGGGCUCUCCCGGCGACUCCAUCGUUCAACUCCAAGGAUGCACUUGCGAAACAGGUCCUUGCGGAAGCGGGUGGUUUGCAGAAGAUCAUCUAUGGAAAGAUGGGUAUGGAGUACAUUGAGUACCUGCGGGACCGCGAGCUCCCUGGUAUGGGCAUGGGCGGAGACCUGGUAGAGGAGUACGUGAGGACACUGAGUCAGCUGGAUCUGAAGGGGUUCCGGCAGUUCUUCCCGGUAUGUUCCACAAGCAAUGGGAGAGGGAUAUCUACUGACAUACAACAGACAUUCAUCCAACGAUUCAGCGCCUGA